AUGGACGAGGAUCUUUAUGAUGAAUUUGGGAACUUGAUAGGAGCAGAAUCGGACAGUUCAGCUUCGGAGGAAGAGGCAUUGGACUUCGAAACCAAAGAUGCAGAGACUUAUGUUUCUGACGAUCCAACAGCCACAGGGAAAAACUCAACAGCGCUUAUAAAUAGAGAAACUUUGGCCACAGCAUUUCCCGAAGAUGUGGAGGUUUUAGUGGAAACAGAAGAUCAACAAUCCAUGGCCACACCGCUGGUUGAGCCCGCUCAGCGACGUGAUGAUCAAACGUCUGUGUACAGCAAAGAAUCAAAAUCUACUCCUAAAGCUGCAUUCAAUCGUGAAUAUUUACAAGCGCUCCUGGAGCUUCCCGAGAGAACAAAAAAUAUCUGCGUUCUGGGACCUCUGCAUUCUGGUAAGACAUCUCUGGUAGACCUUUUGGUGUGGGAGUCGCACGAAAAGAUACCGAACAUCUCAAAAGCGAUCCGGCAAGGCUGGAAACCGCUCAGAUAUAUGGACAACACGAAGCUAGAAAUCAGCCGCGGUCUCAGCUGCAAGCUGAACGGACUCACUUUUCUGGGAAGCGACCUCCAAGAUAAAUCUGUGGCACUGACUGUACUGGAUACCCCCGGACACGUCAACUUCAUGGACGAAGUCGCCGUCGCAAUGUCGGCAUCGGAAGCUUGUCUUGUUGUCAUCGACGUGGUCGAAGGAAUCACAGCAGUGGCUCAAGAAAUCAUCGACCAAGCUCAAAGACUCGCAAAGGACCUGAUCUUCGUAUUAAACAAAAUUGACAGGUUAAUUAUAGAGCUUCAACUGCCGCCCAAGGAUGCAUACUUGAAAAUCGUACAUGUUGUGCGUCAGAUUCAGAAAUAUGCCGGAGGGCUACAUUCUCCAGAACUAGGCAAUGUGCUUCUUGCCUCCGCAAAGUUGGGAUUCACAUUUAGCAUUAAAGAGUUCGUCCUUUAUCACUACCAGAGCCGAAUUGGUGCAGGCAAAGUGCAAGGUUUCAUCGAUAGAUUAUGGGGCAACGUCUAUUUCCAUUCGGGUCAAUUUUCCGACAAACCCAAUCCCAAGGGCUUGACGACAUUUGCAGAAUUCGUCCUUAUACCCUUAUACAAGAUGUUCACCCAGACUUUGUCUAACGAUCCAAAAGAAGUAGCGGCGUUCCUGAAAAGUCACUUCAAUGUCGAAUUGAGCUUAAAGGCUCAACAACUCGAUCCUCAACCCUUGCUUCGGGAAGUACUCAGCCUGAUUUUCCGCAAGCAACGAGGCCUCAUUGACAGCAUCCACCUUUUCAGCCCAAGUGCACAUGUCAUCAACGGCAUGAAGCUGGAUACCCCACGCCUGGCUUGUCCUAAAGAGGCUAUUCUGGCUCACGUUCUAAAGCUCAUGGACUACUGCGGUGAAACUUGGGCACUGACAAGGAUAUAUCAGGGCAGUAUAAAAGUAAAUGAUUCACUGAAGGUGAUUGAUGCCGGAACAGCGAAUGAUGAAGACGCCCCAAGAGCGAAGAUACGAGCGAUAGGACUUAUGGGCGGACGAUACGUCGUACCUGUUCAGAGAGCUUGUGAAGGGCAAGUGGUGUUGAUAAAGGGAGUGGAUGAAAUGUUAACGAAAUCAGGCACACUCGCCAGCUGUGAUGGCGUGUCCUUUCCAGACAUCGAUUACAUUAACGAGCCCACGUUCAAAAUCAUUCUCAAAGCAUUAAAUCCGCGUGAGCUUCCGCUCAUGCUCGAGGGUUUGAACAAAGUCAAUAAAUUCUAUUGUGGAAUGGCAACCUGUGUGGAGGAAACCGGCGAAACGGUAGUAUUGGGGACCGGCGAGCUGUACUUAGACUGUUUGCUUUGUGAUCUUCGGAACAAAUAUGCUAAAGUUGAAAUACAGGUGUCGAACCCGGUUGUCAAAUUUGCUGAAAGCUGUGUGGGCGAGUCGUUUGCGUCGAUCCCCGUUAGUGGAGCUAGUGGCCAGACACUUACCUUGAGUGUUGCUGCUCAGCCUCUCGAACAAAAUCUGGCUAACGAUUUGUUGAAUGGUGUUCUUACGGGAAGGGAAACAAGCAACAUGCGUAAACUUUCCAAACUCUUGCGUGAUAAGUACGAAUGGGACUCGUUGGCAGCGCGAAACGUAUGGAGCUUACAAAAGGGAAAUGUGUUCGUGAACGACACUUUACCAGACGAAGUUGACCCAGAUCUUUUGGCCGGAGUAAAAGAGUACAUUUGCCAAGGAUUUGAAUGGGCAGCCAGAGAGGGCCCGCUAGCAGAAGAGGCGAUUCACGGUGUGCAAUUUAGACUUUUGAGCAUCGUUGCGGAGGACGGAGUGAAACAAGGCCAGCUCAUCGCACUUGCACGCAAAGCCUGCUACGUGGGACUGCUCACUGCGGAGCCUGCACUCCUGGAACCGAUCUACGAGGUCAGUAUAGUGGUCCGGGACCUUUUAGUGGAGAUUGUGGAAGAGAUUUUUGCCAAGAGACGUGGCGGACGGAUUUACAAUCGUGUCAAGAUUCCUGCGACCCCACUAAUGGAGGUAUGGGGCCAGGUCCCAGUGAUCGACUCUGUGGGCUUCGAAACUGACCUGCGACUCGCGACGAACGGUCAGGCGAUGUGCCAGCUGCAUUUUUGCAAGAAAGUGUGGCGAAAGGUGCCGGGCGACGUGAUGAACGAGAACGCGAUAAUUCCAAAGCUGAAACCCGCGCCUUGGGAGAGUAUGAGUCGCGAUUUCGUCAUGAAGAUCCGUCGCAGGAAGGGCCUUUCUUCAGAUGGACAUGUCACUCAAGACGGACCUUCUUUGUCGCGAUACAUUGAUCCUGUCCUAUUUGCGAAGUUGAAAGAAAACCAGCUUGUAUGA
Lachancea meyersii CBS 8951 is the source of this 2835-nucleotide messenger RNA. NCBI's taxonomy places the organism in Eukaryota, Fungi, Ascomycota, Saccharomycetes, Saccharomycetales, Saccharomycetaceae. The record is from the annotation of a GenBank genome assembly.